GUGCCAUACAGUCACAUUUCCGGUAGGUCACUAUCCACAAUGUCGGGAAAGGACGACGAUUCAACCCUUUCGAGAUACACACAGUUUACAAGGACUUUUUUAUCUCUACUUUUUGAUGCUCCUGCCACUUUGAUAAAGGGUACUGCAGAAAAGUUUCAAGGUGAUAGGAAAACUGUUCCCUAUUAUCACCGAAGGUUCAACAGGGUACCUACCAUUGAUGAGUGCUAUACAGAUGAUGUAAUGUGCCGAUUUGAAGCAGAUCAACAGUUCAAAAGAGACAAAAAAGUGGACAAUGACAUAUUGUUUAUUCUAAGGAAACGGUGGAUGCAUUGCGUAUUUUCUGAUUACAGCAACAGAAAUACAAAAUGUAAAGUAAUGAAGGAUACAUACAAUGAGACAAGUGAUGAAUGGAUGCUAAAAUAUGGACACUUACCUGUGUACUAUGAUGUAGUGAAUGCUUUCAUGAAACAAAAGCAUCGUAUGGUACAUGAGAGAAGGAUGAGGGAGAAAGGUGCUGCUGAAGCUGAGAUGGUUGAUGGAGGAGGAGAGAUGAUGUAGACUCAGGACAACAGUGUGUAGAAUAAGCUAGGAUCUGACAUUACACUUAAAGACACCUUCAUCAGAAGAGAUAUGACAUGUCACAUGUCAUAAAAUAACAUGUUAAAAGUGACAGUUUGAGGAUUGGACAAUGCUUGCUAUAAAGAAAGUCAGGUUGUGACCUAGAUGUUUUUACCAUUCAAAAUGUCUAAUGUUGGUAUGUGUAUUGUUCUAUCAGAAAGCAUGUAGUGGGUCUGUUUUCCACUGAAAAUCAUAAUUAUGACCCUUUACAAGGAAAAGUUAAAGGAGGUUUAUUCUUUAAAGACAAUUAAGGCACCAACUGACCUCACUUAUGUAAACCAUGUUUGUUACUACAUUGUACAGUUAUUUCUAUUUUAUGAAUGAGGAAAUAAACGGUUUGGCAAGUGUGAAAAAUGA
Messenger RNA from Mizuhopecten yessoensis (Yesso scallop), 975 nucleotides. RefSeq names its product NADH dehydrogenase [ubiquinone] 1 beta subcomplex subunit 10-like. The record is from RefSeq and is a predicted model, not a curated record. The transcript has 4 exons. Bases 40 to 558 code for a protein of 172 amino acids. NCBI's taxonomy places the organism in Eukaryota, Metazoa, Mollusca, Bivalvia, Pectinida, Pectinidae.